CCCGCUGUCCCCGCUGUCCCCGCUGUCCCCGCUGCCGCUGCCAUGAGCGCGCCGCAGCCGCGUAUUCUUGAAACCUAUAACAGUCUUACAGACAAACACCUAGUGGGAUAUUUCAGCAAUGCCAGGAUAAGACGACAUCUUCAGAAAUCAGGACUGAUCUCCAGGAGCGGCAGAAUCAUACCGGAGAAGGAAUACCGCCUCAAUGCCAUAAGGAGGGACCACCAGAGACACGUCCAGGGCUGCUUGGCUGAUGCCAUAUAUCACAAGGUCCUUGACAUUGAGCAUCAUCAUCAGCUGGGGAUUAACAGGAGACUUGAUUGUUCUGCCAGGAAAGAGACGAUGCAGUCAGCCAAGAUCGAGCGCUUGAUGGGACAAGUGUCCCCCCUGUACGCCCCCCACCCGCCCGUGGCCCCCAGGAACCACCACGCGCUCUGUCCCCUGGUGUCCGGAGAGCGCACCGGGCGCUCGCUGCGGAGGGGACCCAGACUUAGAUUUGAUUAUGGUGAUGGACGUUAUUAUUUCCGAGCCAAGGAGCCUCCCGUCUCUAAGGUGGAAAUAUACCCCCUUCUUGGUGGGGCUGCAGCAGGGUCUGUAUCAAAGGCUUCCAAACAGAAGUGCCAUGCACUGCAACAUUAUCAGCAAUUUGCCUGUGGGAGGCAGAGCAGCGAGCUCAAGUUCCGGAACCCCAUGGAUUACAUGUCGGGCGCGUCCCCGUACCGGCCCAGCAAGCGCCGCCGCCGCCGCGCGGCCCCGGUGCCGCCGCCGCGCCCGCACGUCGGGGACCGCUGCAUCCCCGGCAUCCGGCGCGGGCUGCCCGUCGAGAGAUGGUUCCACUCCACCACGGGCUUCAACGAGCAGUUCUUGAUCAACAAUACCAAUGGGUUCCCCAAGUCCCCAUUGUGCAGCAACGCCCUGGUCACCAUGAUCUACCUGGGAAAGAGUAAGCACGUGUCACUCCGUGAUCACAAGGAUGAAAUCAAAGUCUAUCAGCAAUACUGUGGAACAGAAAACAUUUGUGUCUAUAAAGGCGACCUGUUGGAAGGAGACACCUUCCAGUUCAUCUCUAAGAGGUACCUCGGUUACCCGUUCAGCCUCACCUUUUUCCUGAACGGGCUCCAAGUUGACAGGCUGAGCUCUUGCUGUGAGUACAGAGGCUUUCAGACCAAGAGGCCGUGCCGGCUGCAGCGCAGAAACACCUACUUCAGGGUGCUGCACGUGGCAGGAGCCCCUCCUUGCUACAGGUGCUUUCUCGCGAUGGGUCUGGACAAAAAGCUGUACCCUCCCAAGAAGAAGCUGAAGUUCUACUCGAGGCCGCACAUGUGCUCCUGCUCUCCUUACUGCGCGCACAGCGAGCCCUGUGACAGCAACAUGCCGCCCAAAUCCAUUGAGGACUCGGUGUCACUCACCAUAGCCAGCCAGGAGGACAGCGUGGACACUAUCGACGAAACAGUCGACUCUGAACAGGAGUGCUGCGAGGAAGAGGAAGAAGAAGAAGAAGAAGGAGAAGAAAUAGAAGCAGAAGAAGUAGAAGAAGAAGCACAAACAGAAGACCGAUCUUUUGUGGAGACUGAAGGCACCACUCAGGAAACCACCACUCAGGGAACCACCAGUGAAAGUGAAUAUGAUGAAGAUUUUGAAGAUGAAGAAGUUAAUGAAGAGGGACAGAUUGGUGAUCAAAUGAAUGGAAUGUCAAAGUCAUCCUCAAAUGAUAAAAACCAUAAUUUAGACUAUGGAAAGAAGACUGAAACCUCAUCUCAGAAGGCACUGCAGGCCUCUGACAGUGAGAAAGAUAGAAGUGGCAGAUAUUCUGAUGACAGGGACUCUGAAGAUGAUCUACCAGAGAGGAGGCCUGCAGACUCUCUCUCAUCCAUGAGCACUCAGUGCAGCGCUGAGACUGACUCACAAGCUGAAAUGAAGGCAGACCAUGAGAAUUGCAAAGAGGACUGCAAUAUCAAAAGUACAUCUGAUAGUGCAGCACAUGCACACUGUGGAAAUGAGAAUGGGGAGAAGAAACUGCUCAGAGUGGAGGAAAAUCAAGAGAAUUCUGCAUUGGAAAAGAAAGGAAUAGAUGAAGCAGACAAGACAAAACCAGAAGAUCUAACAGCAAGGGAAGAUACUAGAAUUUUUCAUGAAAACAUAAGGGCAAUGCAGCAUCAAAAUCCUGAGGUUAACGGGGAAUUCAAGCAGACUGGGUCAGGAGAAAGUGACAUGAAUGAGGAGGAGGAACGUCCUCCAGUGCCUUGGGACAGCAGGGUAUUGAGCAAGGAGGAUGGCAACGAAGAGCCUCCCUGGCGUGAGGAAGGAGGGGUUUUUGAAGACUGCAAACCAGUCCAGGAGGAAACAGCCAAAGCAACUGGAAAUGAUCAUCCUGUGAAUUCUGACCCCGAGCCUGGUGAUUUGUGUGCCAAUGAGGAAGAAAAGAAUGUAGCAAAUACAGAGCAUGGUGCCAGUGGAGCAGCAGAUGGAAGGCUCCUGGCAGGAGGGAGGAGAAGCCUGGAUGUGCAGGAGGCAGCGGCACGAGCAGGGGAGGCCACGGGGCCGGGACAAGCCCCGGAGCAGGACGGGGCUGCUGGGGGAGAUGCUGGCAGCGGAGAGGCCGCAGGAAAAGCUGCAGGGGCAGGGGAUGCACUGCCCCAGGCAGGCACGGGGGCUGCGCUGGGGGAAUCUGCGCCUGAGGAGGGCACCGAGGCACAGGAACGGCCCCGAGGAGAGGGAACAGGGCCGGCAGUGGAGCUGGGCACAGAGGGGCCAGCUGGGGAGCAGCGGGUGCUGGAGGAGGGCACGGACAGAGAGGUGGCACUGGGCAAGGCAGCAGCUGGCACAGAGGGGCCAGCUGGGGCACUGCCAGGCGGGGAGGCACACAGAGCCGUGCCCCAGGGGCAGGACGGGGCUGGGGGCACCGCUGAGGUGGAGGCUGCAGAUGAAGGCCUCAAAGGAGCAGAGGAGGAGGUGGGCGAGCCAGUGUCCGAGGCAGGGGAGUCCCUGGGGCAGGGAGGGUCUGCAGGGAAGGACACGACGGUGGCGGCUGUGUCAGAGGGAGAGGACGCUGGGGAGGAUGCUGGUGUGGCAGCUACAGAUGGGAAUGCCAGAGCUGUGGGCCCUGAAGGAGUAAAGGCUGUUGAUGAAGACUUUUCUGAAGGGGAGGAGGCUUUGGGGAAGCCUGGGGCUCUCUGGGAAGCACUAGGGGAUAUGGAAACAGGAGAAGUAAUGUCUGGAGGGAAAGGGUUUGUUAAGCCAAGUCAGUUUUCCCAGCUGAAAGGGUCAGAGAAAGAGUGGCUGGAGAUGGGGAAAGCUGUCCCAGGAGCUGCAGCAGCACUUGAGAGUGCUCAGGCUCUCCAGAGAGUGGAGGACGCGAGAGCAGAGUCUGUGGAGGCUGACAAGGGUCCUGCACUGGAAGUGGCACCUGGGUUAGGGGCACUGGGGGCUGCUCGGGGGGAUCCUGUCACUGAAGGGUCUUCACAGGUGGAGGAGACACGGGCAGUGCAGGAGGAGGGCGCAGCAGAAGCACUUUGGAGUGGAAACCCAUCUGAGGGCAGCGAAGCAGAGACAGAGAGAGCAGUGGGAGGAAAACCCGAGGGAGAGGCGGCGGGAGGGUCUGCAGGGGCGGCCGGAGCGGGCUCGGGGCAUGAAGAGGAGGCCACAGAUGGAGCAGCAGGUUCAGAGGAGCCGGCAGCGGGGGCAGAGGGGUGGCUGAGGUGUGGGCAGGUGGGAGGGCAGGGGAGGUGUCCCGGGGAGGGGGAGCCGGGGCUGGUGGCCAUCGCAGUGCUGGGCGGGCAGGCCGGGCCCGGAGCGCUGCCCGGGGCGCCGGCAGGGCCCGGGGAGCCGGCAAUGCCCGCCGGGCCCGCAGUGCCCGGGGCUGGCGGGCUGGGCACUGGGGCCAUGGCACAGGCCGGGGUGGCGGCAGCGGCGCCGGGGGCACAGGGCGGGGCAGGGGCACAGCCGGUGUCGGCGGCGGGCCGGGAGCCGGGAGGGGCCGGGGAAGGGCCGGCCGGGGCACCCGCGGCUGCUGGGCCUGAGGGGCAGCGGGAGGCGGCGGCGGGGGGCGAGGCGCGGGCCGCGGGGCCCGCCGGAGCGCGGCAGCCGGAGCCGGGCACGGAGCCGCUCGGGCACCCAGCGGGGCUCGGAGCGGGGGCGCUGGGGGAGCAGGCCGCUGCACAGACCCCCCCGAGCGGCCCCGGGCACGGGGGAGUGGCGGCGAGGGCGAGAGGAGCGGGAGGCGAGGGGCUGUGCCCGGGCACCCCGCCACAGCCGGCAGCGACAGGGACAGCGCGGGGCGGGCACGGGCGGCAGGAGCCGGGCAUGGAGCGGGAUGCAGGGCAAGCCGGGGACGAGCAGCCGAGUGCCCCUGAGAACAGCAGAGAGGGCGAGGUGGCCGCUGUCUCGGCCAGCGCCGGGCCUGCUGCCGCAGCCGCGGAGCCAAGGAAGGACGGUCCCGUCGGAGGGAGCCCGGCAGCCGCUGACGGGGGCGACAGGAGCCGCAGUUCCCGUCAGGAUAGUGCAAACCCAGACCCACUCAUCAUGUCCUCAGAAGAGGAUGGGGAAGAAACCCUGCUCUGAGCUUUUCCUGCAGCCCCUCGGUGUUGUGUCCUGCCACAUGCUCUCAGCGCACCGCGGGUUUGUGCCGGCUGGGAUGUCGCUCCUCUCUCUCUUCACUCUGUGAAUAGCGCAGCCGCCUGUCACGUUUCACUGGAGCAGCUCCUCAGCGUGCAGCAGACAACUGGAACAAGCUUGUGUCUGCCAGCCCGGGAAAGCAGCACUCCUUUGGAAGGACGAGGACAGUAAUCACAAGGAUUGUUCCACAGCUGUCUGCCUUGUUUUUCUUGAAAACCAGAGAAGUACUGGGCUGACUGAACUUCCCCUCCUCCCCUAGGCACCGCUUGUUCCUGCAGGCAGGCAGGGCUGUUAUCCUGGCAUCUUCCCCACCCAUGCCAGGGCAGGGGAGCCCUCCUGCUUGCACAGUGCCCCCGUGCCAGGAGCGUGUGGGGGGCUUCCCUCCCCUUGGGCAUCCAGGCUUGCUGCUGGCCACACUCCAGGGCAUUCUCAGCACGUGGAAACGUUGAAAUUUGUUAAAUCAGAACAAUUGCAACAGGUAUUUGUAAAUGCAUAAAGCUUGGCCUUCUGCUUUUGCUGGAGUCACUCAGGAGGAGCCAGUGGAGCCUCAGCUGAGGCUGCCAGGAGGGUGGUGAGUUUAGAGCUGUCUCAGCCUGGCUGCCCUUCCCUGCUGCCCAAGGCUCUUCUCAGCUCUGCUGCGCCUCUGGCAGCGCUGAGGCCCCAGGACCCUUUUGGGCCAGGCAAAAUCCCUUCGGGGCUGGGUGUGCAGCAGCCCGUAGGCACUCCGAGCUUGGUGGGUGCAGCAGACUCAGCCCCGCAGGGUGGGGACUGUAACUGCCUUUUCAAGGAGGGAAAAGACACUGAAAUGAGCAGGAUUUUGAGUGGAUUGGUGCUGUGAGUCACUUCAGAUCAAUAGACACGGAACUGGAAACUCAAACGUGAUCAAGUGGUUGCUGUGUGUUUGCUCCUAGAGACAUUCCUGUACUAGAGCUGCUUGCAUGUGUGUGUUUAGUCUGCACAUGUCUCAGAGGGUUGUGCUUUCUCUGUCCAUACCCAUGCCUACGUGUUCACUCAGGCCUAUUAAAUACCUGUACCAGUCUGUGCAGCUCCUUCAGUUUGUGCCAGGGGUUUAACUGUAGGAAUAAGCCCUGCCAGUGCAGCAGGGCCUGAGCUCCAGUGUCCACCUCUGGUUGCCAAUGGGCUGACUGAUGCUGGGGUGAGUGUUUGUGCCACUAAAGCUGCCUUGUGCAGGUACCCUCUAAAGCUCACGCCCAGGGCUGCAGGUGUGGCCACACCUGGGUGUUCGGACACGGGACUGGCAAUUCCCGGGGACAGGUGAGCAGAGACACAGAGGGAUGCAGGGAUUUGCCUUGGCAGAGAUUCCCUGGGAGCCCCUCUGGGGCUGCAGGAGAACCAGGGCAUCAGAGAAGGCCUUGGUGAGCAGAGCAGUGUGACUGUAAGGAACUGGAAUGCUGACAGAUCAUCAUUUAACAGUCUUGAAAUAUUUAUAAGUGACACUUAUGUGUAUGGUUGUAACAGUUGGGGGAAAGAAUCCUGUGGUUAGGAACAUAUAUGUGGACUUCCAAAAUGUUAGUGUCCCUGUCACUUGAGCAGGCAGAAGUUUGGUAAUAAGCAAACCCAUGGAAAUGGAUAAUUGUAUAGGUUUGGAAAAGCUUCCCAUAGUCCUUUCUGCUUUCCUAUAUUGUACUAAUUAGUAAUUAACUUCAAAAUGAAAAGUAGGUUGCACUUAGGGAAAAACAAGAUGUGCAGCAAAAAGAAAAAAAGACUAAUUAUUAAAGUGAGCAUAUGUGAGCAAAGCAAACUAUCCAACAGUGUUGCCACUGGCAAAACUCAUUCUUGGCUCAUCAGGAAGGCUUUUUUAACUCCCUGAAGUGUCAGGUAUUUUCAGUUGCCUGUCAUUGGCUUCUGAUGGUUGUGCCUCAGAUGUGCCUCAAACAGCUGGAACCUGGUGACAUUCCACAGCUGAAGAGAUGCAUUGAAUCAGUUCAAAACCAUGCCAGCUGUGCACCGUGGACACAGGAUGGGAAAAGUCUAAAGUCUAGCUCCUGGAAUGGGCACCAAGCCCUGGCAUUGCUGGCAGAUACGUGGAACAGUGACUCACAGACACCACCAAGGAUGCUGGGGGUGCACAGCAUGGGCAGCUCAUCCAUCUGUCUGAAACGAGGGCUGCAGGGUGGGUUUCCUGCCUGGGAAUUGCUGCGUGGCUUUGGGGCUCAGCUGUACAAACCAGACAGGACCAACUCCUCUGCCUGCCCAUUGGGGCUGAGCCUCUGAGGCAGCCCCUCUGUGCUGUGCCAGCCAUGCAGUCCUGGCUGGGCUGUGCUAUCCUGGC
Melozone crissalis (California towhee) is the source of this 6904-nucleotide messenger RNA. RefSeq names its product glutamate rich 3 (gene ERICH3). The transcript has 16 exons. The record is from RefSeq and is a predicted model, not a curated record. NCBI's taxonomy places the organism in Eukaryota, Metazoa, Chordata, Aves, Passeriformes, Passerellidae. The coding region runs from base 43 to 4557 and encodes 1504 amino acids.